This is a messenger RNA of Zophobas morio, 1619 nucleotides long. It is a transcript of the gene Alp12, whose product is annotated as alkaline phosphatase. Gene Ontology annotation, molecular function: alkaline phosphatase activity. Gene Ontology annotation, biological process: dephosphorylation. The record is from RefSeq and is a predicted model, not a curated record. Lineage: Eukaryota; Metazoa; Arthropoda; Insecta; Coleoptera; Tenebrionidae. The coding region runs from base 11 to 1573 and encodes 520 amino acids. The transcript has 6 exons.
GUUUGGAGGCAUGUAUUCCCUAAAAUUUGAUGUGGUAGUAUUCAUUUUGACAAUAAAAUUAAAUAGUGUACUUAGCUCUAAGGAAGAUAGUUCCUAUUGGUUUGAUUUGGGAAAGAACGACAUCAACAACGCCCUCAAUAAACCAGUUAUACAGGGUACUGCUAAAAAUGUCAUUCUAUUUGUUGCUGAUGGGAUGGGAAUUACCACUACCACAGCCGCACGAAUUUAUUCGGCAACUGAGUCUGGUUACUUAGCUUUUGAACAGUUUCCACAUGUAGGAAUUCUCAAGACUUACAACGCAGACAAACUAGUUCCGGACUCGGCAAGUACGGCUACUGCUCUUUUUUCCGGCAUAAAAACUAAUUACAAAACGUCGGGGGUAGAUUCUUCUGUGAAAUUAAACGAUUGCGAAGCUUCUCUUAAACCGGAAGCCAGAAUUGAUGGUUUAAUCAAAUGGGCUCAAGAUGCUGGCAAAUCUACAGGAUUCGUAACCACCACGCGCGUUACUCACGCAACUCCUAGUGCGCUGUAUGCUCAUAUUCCUAACCGAGGUUGGGAAUGCGAAAGCACCAUACCUGAUGACUCAAAAAAAUGUAAAGAUAUAGCAAGACAACUUGUAGAAGACGAACCUGGAAAGAACAUUAAUGUGAUUAUGGGCGGUGGACGACAGUGUCUUCAGUCGAACACUAAAGAUUUACCAGGCGAUCCAGUAGAUACGUGGGCUUGUUUCAGUAAAGACGGCCGUGAUUUAAUUAAAGACUGGAUACAAGACAAAAAAGGACGUGAUAAGACUUAUGCAGUCGUCCAAAAUAAUGAACAACUCAACAGUGUGAAAUCUUCUACAGAAUUCGUAUUAGGAAUUUUUGCUAAUGGACACAUGGCAAUGGACUACGCUCGCAAUAAAUCUCCAAAGGGAAUGCCAUCUUUAUCUAACAUGACUCAAAAAGCAAUAGAACUACUACAUAAUAAUCCAGAGGGUUAUUUACUGGUGGUUGAAGGUGGUCUUAUUGAUUAUGCUCAUCAUAGAGGCCAUGCGAGACAAGCUUUAGAUGAAACAGUAUCAUUCAGUGAUGCGAUUCGUGUAGCUUUAGAAAAAACGGACCCGCAAGAAACUUUAAUUGUUGUCACUAGUGAUCACUCACAUUCGCUUGUCUUCACUGGUUAUCUUUCACGUGGUUCCAAUGUGCUAGAUGUUGCUCAAGAAUCUGUGUUAGACAAGAUUCCUUAUACAUCUUUAUUAUACGGGACCGGCGGUCCAAAUAACUAUCAAUACUCUUCAAUUAAUGGUACAGUUUCUCGUGCUGAUCCCUCAAUCAACGAUACCAGAGAUUACCAGUAUUCUCAACAGGCUGUUGUGUUAACUGAUGAGGUCACGCAUGGCGGAAGCGAUGUUUUAGUCUACGCCAAAGGACCAAUGGCUCAUUUAUUUCAUACUGUUCAUGAACAAACCUAUGUUGCCUAUGUCAUCAGUUAUGCAGCCAAGAUGGGUCAAUUUAAAAAUAACAGCCAAAGAAUAAUUGUUCCCAGUAUGUUCUUGGUGUUGAAUAUGUUAUUAAUGGGCAUUUCAAUUUAAUGUCGUGUUACUUAAGUUUUUAAUAAAAUGAAUGUACAAAAAGUUU